AUGUCAAUUUUAUUUCAAACGACUAUAUUGAUUGUAUAUUUGGUUACAUUAUCAAUACAAAGUAAUAUUGGGCAUGCAUGGAACAAUCAUCACUGGGACCUAGAAAAGGAAACACAACAACAACAACAACAACAACAAUAUCAAGAUGAUAUUGAUCGUAUUGAUGAGUAUAAUGAUGAUAAUGCUAAUGACGAUGAUAAUCAAUAUUUGUAUUUAUUUAAUUUAAAUAGACACCCAUCCUAUUCACCUAAUUUCAGGCGUAAAGUAUUUUCAGAUUCAAAAAUUAAUUUACCUAUUGAUAUGAAUGAAGAUCUUAAUAAACUACAAGAAUCGGCUUCUUCUUCGUCUUCUUCGCCUCCUACAGAUGAAAACAUUGAAUAUUUAAAUCCAAUUUGGCCAAAUCUAAUUUAUUAUAGAAAUCCUUUAAAAAAACGUGAUCAAACUAUUGAUUGGUUGAAUGAAAAUACUCAACUAACGGAUAAUAGUAUGAUUGUAAAAAAAAUGCCAGAAACUAUAAAAUGGUCUACACCAAUUCAACCGGGCAAUUCAAAAGAUUUACGUAAAUUACGUAAUCUAGAUACAUUUAAUACAGAACAAUAUAAACAUCGAGAUGAAGCAAAAUCAGAUGAUACACAUCAGGAACAUUCUAGAUCUUGGACAAACGAAAGUGAAUCCAAUAAUUCGGUCGUAAAUGAACAAAACGAACGUCAAGGCUGA
Molecule: messenger RNA, 717 nt
Organism: Schistosoma margrebowiei
Lineage: Eukaryota; Metazoa; Platyhelminthes; Trematoda; Strigeidida; Schistosomatidae
Source: the annotation of a GenBank genome assembly